GUUGUUUUGGGAGGAUUGUCCGGAAGACUGAGCUUUUUACUCGGUUUAGUAUAUGGGACGGACUUAUCUAAUAAUUACUGUCAUAAAUAUACAAUGACACACUGUCUAUACUAUAUCUAUCAGUAUCUUCUUCCAUGUCCAUACUAUCCCCCUUUUAUAGGCUACCUACCUCUGUGGACUAGCCAACUUAGAGUUAUCAUCAACUUAAAUUUAAAUACUUACUAACUAGUUUAGUAGUGGCCCAGUGAGCCAAUUCAAUAUUAUAAUAAUAUAAUAUUAAUGAUUAUUAUCGUCAUUUCAUUUUCGUUAUUAAUUAUCUUUUGAUGAUUAUAUAUUAAGUUAGUUAAUUACAGUUAAGUUAGUUAGUACCUUAGUUAGUUAGUAGCUAAAGUAAAGUCUGAAACUGAAGUAAAUUGCCACUCACAGCCGAAAAUACAGCAGUAACUCAGGAACAUUUUAACCUAUUAAUACUAUUGUACUAUUUUUAUCCUUUGCGAAGACAUCAAAAUUUACUGACCUUUGUAAAAUUUUCAUAUUUGAUUGCAUAGUGUAACUGUAACUUAUUAGAAAAGUAGUCUGUAAAACCAGGGAGCAUGCGACACUGUGGAAAGCAUUUACCCCCAUGGCAUGCCAUUUCUUAUAAUCAGGGACAGUGUUUCCCUUUAGUAUUUUAAAAAAUUGAAAAAAUCUCUUUCCCUUAUGUCGUUUUGAUAAAGAUCUCAGAUCAAUAAAUUAAAUCCUCUAAUUAGGCCUACAUGCUAAAGGACUUUGUAACCAUUGGGAUUAAAGAUGAAAGUAACUACUAAAACUGUUAAAAGUAGCCCCCCCCCCACCCUUUCCACCCCAUCCCAAAAAAAUAAAAAUAACAUGUACUCAUACUAGCUAAUUGCAGCCUGAAUUUAUACUUUACCUUGUACAGUGUCACAGGACUAAAGAAAACGUUUAAAAAAUUAAAAGUGGGGCAAUGCUCAUUCUCCCACUUGUUUCAUUUCAAACCAGUUACACUGUGAAAUUCAGUCAUCUCCCACUUCGACCAUGCUGUGUAGACCUAUGUUAUAUUUAAAGAGAUAUUUUUUAAAAUAAAAAAAUAAAAUGACAAAUUUUUUGUAGCCUAUACCUGGAUAAUUUUUUUUUAAAUUUCAUGAAUUUAAGAAUUUAAUUUUAAUGUUUUAGCAGACAGCUGAUAAAAGGAUUAUUCUACAUACUGUUACAGGUGGAAAAUUGGUCCAAAUGAUCAGUGAAAUGUAUCCUCUAAAACAAUUGGUGCCUAACUACUGAUAUGUCAAAUUCAAUUUUGAAGACGUAAGCCCGACAGUGCAAUGGUUAAUCUUUGUUGCGCUAUACAAACUCUACACAAGAACCUAAGACCUUGAAAAACAAUCCUCAGUAUUAUAAGUCUUAGCAACAACACUAAGGAUGGGAAAUGGUAUGAACAAGGUAAGCAGACUUGCACCCAUCUAUACUUUGAGUGCUAUGAAUAUAGUUUUAGAGAAUUAGAACAUUGUUUAUUAAAAAAUAUAUUGUUAAUCUGUAUUAUGAAAUUGUGUUUACUUGCAUACAGAUAUUGCCUGGUCUUUACAUCGGCAACUUCAGAGAUGCCAAGGACAACAAGCAGCUGAAUGACAAUAACAUCACCCACAUUGUUGCCGUUCAUGACAAUGCCAAGAAAAUAAUUGAGGUACACUGAUUGUAUGUUAAACUUGCUGUACACCUCUGGUAAACUUGCUCUCCUAAAAACUUAUAUUACAGCAACUUCUUAGCUUUGUAACAUUUUUUUAAAUCAUGGAAACAGUAAUGAUAUAACAGGCCCCAAUAUAUAUAUAAUCUAACACCUACUUGCAGGAGUUCUCUUAGAAUGUGGAAAAAUCCAUAAAAAAUAUCAGUUUAUCACAAUCUAUCAUUUUAAAAAAUAAUUAAUUACAUUUAAGCAGAUCAAAUUUUAAGUAAGACAGGUCACUAACUUUUAAGUAGAAAUUGAAAUAUAACACCUCAAACCUUAUAUGGUAUAUAUAUUUGCUUUGAAGAUUGUGUGUUAAAUAAAAUGUUAUGCACAUUUCAUAACAAAAUAUGAACCACCCAAAUUAAAACAAACUGAAGUUUUACAUAUUUCUAGUUUUGGUUGUGACUGUCUUUGAUCAGGACAAAGAGUACCUGUGUAUACUAGCCAGUGACUCGCCUGACCAGGAUCUGACCAAGUACUUCCCUCAGGUGAUCAAGUUUAUUCAUAAAGCCAGGCUUGAAGGUGGCUCUGUCUUAGUGCAUUGGUAAGUUGUCUGGGGAAUUUUUCUUUAUUUAUUAAUACCCAUGGAAAUGACUGAUCAUGCAAAAGCCGAUCAUACAGAGCAGAGAUGAGAAGCAGCUGUAGUUUGUAACUCAUAAAAUGUAUUGUUUUUUUAAAUCCUUUAUAUUAACUUUGCUUUGUUUGUGUGUUUCUGUGUUGAAGGCAAAAUCUUCGGAAGGCUAAUUGACCCACUUUCUGUCAUCAUACCAAACUGAAACUUGGCAUAUACUCAUUGCUGAUGACAACACAAUCUUUCAAAUUUUAAUUCCCCCCCCCCCACCCCAUCCCCCACUCCACCCCUAAAAAUAACUGCUUCUUAAUAAGUGAUUAGCCACAUAAAAUGACAUAAAUGCAAAAAAAAAUGCAUAUAACGGAUUUAUCUGAAAGACUUUUGAUUGUGUUAAAAAAACCCACUGAUUGAAACAGGCAUUUUGCCGGAUCCUGGAAUAGAGUCGACGAUGUUCGCAUGAACCUUGCUGUGUGGCAGAGGAACACAUACAAUAGCAACACCGAAUAAUAGUCGCCUCACCCUAAAGAAAAAAUGUCAACCUUUUUACCCGGGUUCAACCUUCAAGCAUGGCGCUUUCAAGCAUGACAGCUUUUUUUUUUUCACUCAUUACUAUUAAAAUAAAACAUGUUGAGUAAGGGAGGGUCGGUUGUGAAAAGGAAGCAGGACACACUAGAGGCAAAAUUCUAAACUAGAGAUUUAUCUAUUUAUUUUUGUAUACUGAAUUAUUGAGGAAUUCUUCAUUGGUAAGAUUGGGAAUAGAAAGUAGGGAUAUCAUAAUAAGGGAAAAUUCCUGUUAAAAGCUGGACAAAAAAAAGUCAGAGAUCAAAAACAUUUUUAAAAUAUUAAUUAAUUCUUAAAUGAAAUGUAGAUAAAAAUGUAACAUUUUUAAAUGGAUGUUAAGUCAUUAUUUCCACAAUUCCAUCCAGCCUAGCUGGUGUAUCCAGAAGUGUGACACUGACAGCUGCCUACAUCAUGACUGUGACAGACCUGGGCUGGAGGGACUCACUUAAUGCCAUACGUGGGGCUCGCAGUGUGGCCAAUCCUAAUUUCGGCUUCCAGAAACAACUGCAGAAUUAUGAAAAUGAACAUUUAGAAGAGGUACUAAUUCAAAGAAUUUUAGGGUUUAGCAAUUUAGUUUCUAACAUCCCCUCCCACUUUUCUUUUGUGUGUGUGUGUGUCUUCUCUUGAAGAAACAAUAAUUCACAUCACCAGCAUAAGAACAGAUAAAAUACUUACUAAAAAAUAACAUCUGUUAUUUACUAUUAGCUUAAAUGUAUGUGGAAUAUAAGCAGUUGAUAUUGAAAAAGUAGAAUGUUUCACUGCAGGUCUGUAUUUAUAAUCCAGAUGUGACUGGUAUUCCAAAACCUUGAGAUUUUGAUUAAAGCUUUUAUUUAAAUUUUUUUUUUUUUUUUUCAGGAAAGGAAGAAGCUGAAAGCAAUGUUCCCAACUAAUCCCUUUAACGAUGAGGAAGAAUGCCGCAUAAAUCUCCACUGCUUUCAAGAGUACAUCAUGACGGGAACACUGCCGUCUCGGUCUAAUGACCUCUACCCCUUGCCACACAGAGCGUAUCAAGGACAGGUAAAAAAGGAAGAACUCAAGAAGAGUCAAUUAGAAAAGGUAGACAAUAGCAUUUCUCGGAGCCUGCACCGCCACAACCGUGUUCGCCGGAAGCAUGCAAUAGGCAAACUAGUGGAUAAAAUAGAUGCAAGUAUUUCAGAGAUUUGA
Molecule: messenger RNA, 4016 nt
Organism: Lymnaea stagnalis (great pond snail)
Lineage: Eukaryota; Metazoa; Mollusca; Gastropoda; Lymnaeidae
Source: the annotation of a GenBank genome assembly